Hyaena hyaena (striped hyena) is the source of this 3031-nucleotide messenger RNA. It is a transcript of the gene IL17RB, whose product is annotated as interleukin 17 receptor B. Gene Ontology annotation, molecular function: interleukin-17 receptor activity. NCBI's taxonomy places the organism in Eukaryota, Metazoa, Chordata, Mammalia, Carnivora, Hyaenidae. Bases 20 to 1507 code for a protein of 495 amino acids. The record is from RefSeq and is a predicted model, not a curated record. The transcript has 11 exons.
GGCUGGCCGGGGUUCCGCGAUGUCGCCGGCGCUGCUGAGCCUAGCCACGCUGUGCUGGGGAGCGGUGUCCACGGAGCCGACCAUUCAGUGUGGCUCUGAACCUGGACCAUCUCCAGAGUGGAUGGUCCAACACACUCUGACCCCCGGAGACUUGAGGGACCUCCGAGUGGAACCUGUUAGAAGCAGAGUUGCAAUGGAGGACUAUUCAAUUUUGAUGAAUGUGAGCUGGGUACUCCGGGCAGAUGCCAGCAUCUGCUUGUUGAAGGCCACCAAAAUCUGCGUGACAGGCAAGAGUAACCUCCAGUCCUACAGCUGCGUGAGGUGCAAUUACACAGAGGCCUUCCAGACUCAGACCAGACCCUCCGGCGGCAGAUGGACGUUUUCCUACGUAGGUUUUCCUGUGGAGCUGAAUACAGUCUACUUCAUUGGGGCCCACAAUAUCCCCAAUGCAAAUAUGAAUGAGGACAGCCCCUCCAUGUCUGUGAAUUUCACCUCACCAGGCUGCCUAGACCACAUAAUGAAAUACAAAAAAAAGUGCAUUGAGGCAGGAAGUCUGUGGAAUCCGAACAUCACUGCCUGUAAGAAGAACAAGACGGCGGUGGAAGUGAAUUUUACAACCAGCCCCCUCGGAAACAAAUACAUGGCUCUCAUCCAGAAUCGCAUCGUAAUCGGGUUUUCUAAUGUGCUGGAGAACAAACCCCCAACACGUACUUCUGUGGUGAUUCCAGUGACUGGGGAGAUCGAAGGUGCUGUGGUCCAGCUGACUCCGUAUUUCCGUACUUGUGGCAAUGACUGCAUCCGACGCAAAGGAACAGUUGUGCUUUGCCCACAGACCAGCGUGUCCUUCCCCCUGGAUGGUCGCAGAAGCAUGUUGGGUGUCUGGCUGCCUCUCCUCCUCCCAGCCCUGCUGGGGGCCACAGCGGUGCUGGCGGCUGGGAUCUACCUGCUGUGGAGGCACAGAAGGACCAAGAAGGCCUCCUUCCCUACUGCCACCCUACUGCCCCCAAUUAAGGUUCUUGUGGUUUUCCCAUCUGAAAUAUGCUUCCAUCACACAGUCUGUUACUUCACGGAGUUUCUUCAAAACCACUGCAGAAGCGAGGUUAUUCUUGAAGAGUGGCAGAAAAAGAAAAUAGCGGAGAUGGGUCCAGUGCAGUGGCUUACCACUCAGAAGAAAGCAGUGGAUAAAGUCAUUUUCCUGCUUUCCAAUGAGGUCAACACCAUGUGUGAUGGUACCUGUGACAAGAGUGACGGCAGCCCCCACGAGAACUCCCAAGACCUGUUCCCCCUUGCCUUUAACCUCUUCUGCAGUGAUCUGAGAAGCCAGACUCCCCUUUGCAAAUACAUGGUGGUCUAUUUUAGAGAGACAGAUACCAAAGACGAGUACAGCGCACUCAGUGUCUGCCCUAAGUACCACCUCAUGAAGGAUGCUCCUGCUUUCUGUACAGAACUUCUCCGUGUUGAGCAGCAUGUGUCAGCAGGAAAGAGGCUGACAGCCUGUUCCCUGUAGGCCACCUGGGAGAAGUGAGGGGCCCUGAAGCCUUCCUACUCCUCCACAUUACAGGGGGAAAGUGUCUCAGGAUUCUGAAGUUUCCUGUAUGGACUACGUGCAGGGAGGAUUUUACAUUAUACCUGCUUUAUUUAGCAGUAGGAAUAGGGAGGAUUCAUAACUGAAUACUUAUGCCUUAGUUUAAUCAAAACUUGUAUGCCAAUAAAACUGUUACAAAUACUAACCACUGUAGCAAUAACGAAAGGACAGAAACUGAAUUUAUAAUUAUAAAUCAGCUGCAUACCUGAAAAUCAAGGAGAAUAAUAAUGCAAAACUAUAACCAUUCUUAUAAUGAAAUGAUAAAGAAUCUUCCAGCCACACAUCCAGUCUUGAACAGUCCAUGCACUGCACUGUAGGUAAGACUGUUUACUUCUGUAACACAGUAAACUGAAGGAGUAUCAAAUUUAAGAAGCCUUCACUAAUUCACUCAAGUAACUUCAUAGGUGAAAAACCGUCUAAUACAUAUAAGUCAUUUUUAAGAAAACAGAAUAGGGAAUAAUGAGGUGAACUCCUCUCUGCUGACCAGAUGACAUAGCAUACGUGUGACCACUUGUACUAUUUGACACUUGCAGAGGACCUCUCUGAACCAGAUUCAUGUCCUCUCUGAUUCUUGUACAGGUGACUUAACAUGGAUACCAAUAUACAUUACUUGCAGAUCUCGUGUCAACUUUUGCCCAAAAUUAUCUAUUAGAGGUCACUGUCGAGAGUUCAGAGUUUCUUGGUUAUUAUAUUAACUUUUCAUGUUCAAAACACAAAGUUCCUGCUCUUUAGAAAGUUAGCCCUCUUGAGUAAUGUCUUUUUAUAAAUCAGUUAUAAUGGUUUACUUAAAUUACCAUAGAGCUCCACAACAUAGAAAUGUAUGGUAUUUUAAGUCUUCCAACUUCUUUUUCUGAAAGUAUCUUUUUUGUAAUGCAGAGGUUACCAAGGAGCUAUUUAUAUUAUUUAUAUUUAUAUUAUGCCCUUUUUUCUAAGAAUGCUGGUCUUUCACACAUACAAUACUGUAUCUGCUCUAGGACAUGGCUCGGUUUUAGGUGGAUGACUGUUAAAAUAUAUUUGUGAAGUGUCAAAACUAUCCUUAAAGGACUAUGCCACCCAUUCUAAUUCAUGUCUCACCAUGUUCAGCAACCCAAGCAGAUACUUAAUAAUGGCUGAGGCAAUGUUUAAUGUGGUUAAGCUCACUUACUUGUCAUGAUCUGUUUUCAUGGUGCUUAUUAAAGUGCUGGUAACAGAAGACGGACAUGGUUUGUAUCAAAACUUGGAUCAGAAACCAACUUCCUCUGAAUCAACAUCUACCAGUUACAAGAACAAUAUGUUAUUAUGUAAAAAAGAUUAUAAACAAAAAUAAUGUUUUGCUUUUGGAAUUAGGUAGCCAUUAAUAGUCUUGAAACAGCCCAGAAACAUAAAUAAGAUCAACACCGUAUAAGUUUAUUCUGUUAAAAAUUUUUUAAAAAAUAAAGAACACAAUUUUCAAAUUGAAGGCACACA